AUGGGAGAACGAAUAGUCCUUCCUCAUAAGCUCGUCGCGAUGGGUUCUCUACCUGCGCCCGCAUUCCCAGGCGCGGCGGCCAAACAAUGCCUUAACGAGAGCAACCGCAUUGACGAGAGCCCUUACGACGCUGUUCAAGUCGCAACAGAGCCACCUCAACUUCUUCUUCAACCACAUCGACCACUCCCAAACCCUAGCCUUCACGCGCGCCCUCCUCGACGCCUCCGGUACCGUCUUCUUCACCGGCGUCGGCAAGUCCGGCUUCGUCGCGCACAAGAUCUCGCAGACGCUCGUCUCACUCGGAAUCCGCUCCGCUUCUUGUCCCCGGUCGACGCGCUCCACGGCGACAUCGGGAUCCUCACCGAAGGCGUAGAUCCCAAAUCUUGGCUGUCCUAA
Molecule: messenger RNA, 396 nt
Organism: Sphenostylis stenocarpa
Lineage: Eukaryota; Viridiplantae; Streptophyta; Magnoliopsida; Fabales; Fabaceae
Source: the annotation of a GenBank genome assembly